Molecule: messenger RNA, 1138 nt
Organism: Xiphophorus hellerii (green swordtail)
Lineage: Eukaryota; Metazoa; Chordata; Actinopteri; Cyprinodontiformes; Poeciliidae
Product: parvalbumin-7-like
Exons: 5
Coding region: 184-510 (108 amino acids)
Cellular component (GO): cytoplasm
Molecular function (GO): calcium ion binding
Source: RefSeq, a predicted model, not a curated record
AGUCUUAUUGUGUCCUCCGUCCCUCCAGUUGUUCUUCUUACCCUCCAUCUCCAGGCCUUCUGUCUUCUCCCGUCUCCCUCCGUCCGUCCAUCCAUCCAGCCUUCCAGCCUUCCAUCCAUCCAUCACCUGUCCUCUUGCUUUCUUUUCCUCUGCAGCUAGCCAUCCAUUCAUUCAGCCGGCAGAAUGGUAAUGACAGAUCUUUUAAAACCUGAGGAGAUCAAGAAAGCUCUUGAUGCCUUUUCAGCGGAAACCUUCGACCCAAGGAAGUUCUUUGAGAUGGUGGGAAUGAAGGCCAUGUCAGCUGAAAACGUCAAGAAGGUCUUCCAGGUUCUGGAUGUGGACGGUAGUGGAUUCAUAGAGGAAGAGGAGCUCAAGUUUGUGCUGAAGGGAUUUUCAAAGGACGGCAGGGACCUGACGGAUGCUGAGACAAAAGCAUUCAUCACAGCCGCAGACAAAGAUGGAGAUGGAAAAAUUGGUAUUGAUGAGUUUGAGGCCUUGGUGCAUGAGUAAAAGGGGGACAUCUGAAAUUCACCCCGUUCUUCUUCCUCCGUCUCUUCGUUCCCACAUUUGUAAACGCCCUCCUCCAUACCCUCCCUGCCUCCCUCCGGACCCCACUUACGGAGUCAGGCCAGGCCCGUUCUCUUCGGAACGCCAACGGUGACGGGCUACCUGGGAGUCACACCGAAGAGAAUCACACCGGCAGCGCAUCAGUGUCUCCUUCAUAAUAUAUACAUAUAUAUAUAUUUGUUUAACUAAACAUGCUGUACAGAUUUAGGAAUCAUUACUUACCACAAAUGAGGAUAGUUUGUGAUAUGAAAACGGGUGGUGAUAGUGCUGUAGGUGGUGUAGAUGUUCAAGGCUCCUUUAAGCUCAACUUCUUGUGCAUUCUGUCUUCUUCGCUGGUUUUUAUUUCUGGCUGUUUGUGCAUCAGAUCACUUUCUUCCCACUGCUCUUCCUCCUCCACCCUCCCUGACCUUCCUCUUCUCUCCUCUGUCCCUUCCUCCACCUCCACCUCCUCCUCACUUCCAAACUCUGAUCAGAUGACGUGGUUAAAAAAAAGAAAAAAAGAAUCGUAUGUAAGGAGAACUGUGAAGAGAGAAGACGCCAGUACGAAAUGAUAAUAAAAAAUCAUUUGAGA